This is a messenger RNA of Rhizophagus irregularis DAOM 181602=DAOM 197198, 387 nucleotides long. RefSeq lists its product as uncharacterized. The record is from RefSeq and is a predicted model, not a curated record. NCBI's taxonomy places the organism in Eukaryota, Fungi, Glomeromycota, Glomeromycetes, Glomerales, Glomeraceae.
AUGAAACAAGAAAAAUUACGUGAAGAACACGGCGGACAUUCGUAUUCCAAACAGCUAUCUCAAAAAGUUGUUCAACAAUCACGACAAUCUCAACGCGGAAGAAGUAACAAUGUUGCCAAGACAAUAAAUAGUGAAAACGAAAUUGUUUCUCCAGAGAUUUUAAAGUGUUCUCCGUAUCAAAGAAAAGAUAUAGUUUCUGAGCAAAAUUCUAUGAUCGACCCAUCGUUCUAUGUAAAUUUUAUCCUUCGUAAACGUAGAGAACGUCGACAACUAAGACAUGCUAAUACUUAUACGUUGUUGUUAUUAAAUCGUGUUAGACGAUUUUCGAGGCAAAACACAAACAAUCUAUUCGCAAGUCAAUUCUAUAAUGGAUCAAAUUUCCCUUAG